AUUUCUUCUUUCUUUUCCAAGAUCAGAGAAAGGCCAAGAGCCUUCCUCACAAUUCUCAUGAACUGUGGAAUCGUGUUGGGUUUCUAUUGUUGGGAUUGGGAGUUCUUAAAUUCCCUCCUUCUCUUCUCCCCUUGUAGGAGCUCCUCUUCUUCCUCAGUUUUAUAAAUUUUCUCUCCUCUAGCUUUACUGUAAAUAUAUAGAAAAUAAUUAAAGACCAAACCAUGGCUCAGGCAAUCACUGAGGAACAUGAGUUUGAUAAGAGUCUGUUAGAAUAUGUUAGGAGAUCUUCCCCACCACCUUUCUUGUCCAAGACUUAUAUGCUCGUCGAAGAUCCAAGCACCGAUGAAAUAAUCUCAUGGAACUCCGAUGGAUCUUCUUUUAUAGUAUGGAAACCGGCGGAGUUUGCAGGUGAUCUCCUUCCAACACUCUUCAAGCACUCCAAUUUCGCAAGCUUCGUUCGACAACUCAAUACUUAUGGAUUCCGAAAAGUCACAACGAACCGGUGGGAGUUUUGUAAUGACAUGUUUCGAAAGGGUGCAAAGGAGUUAUUAUGCAAAAUUCGGCGAAGAAAGGCGUGGACUAAUAAGGGUCAUAACGCAUCUGCACCAACUGAGAUUGCUCCACAGGAGUCUGAUGAAGAUGGAGGGUCGACAUCGUCGUCUUCGUCGGGUUACAGCAUCAUCUUUAAUGAAAAUAAGAGACUGAAGAUGGAGAAUGGAGCCUUGAGUUCAGAGCUGGUGAGUAUGAAGAAGAAGUGUCAAGAGCUUCUUAAUUUGGUGGCUAUUUUUACUGGUUCAAGGAAUGAUAAAGAAGAAGAUAAAAGGCCUAAGCUUUUUGGAGUAAGGUUGGAGGUUAUUCCAAUGGAGAGGAAGAGAAAGAGGGGAGAGAUUUGUGAGAGUUAAUCUCCAGAGAUGAUUUAAUUAUCUUAAUCAUGCAAAUAGUAAUGUGUAUUAAUUUAAAGAAGUAAGCCACUCACAAGCAAGUGUCUUAGGAUCUUAUGCAAUUAUCUAAUUGGGAAUGCCAAGAUGAUGGUAAUUGAAAUCUCAGCUAACCAUGUCUGUUUGUAUAUCCCAAAUUAAAGCAUUAAA
Messenger RNA from Macadamia integrifolia, 1088 nucleotides. RefSeq names its product heat stress transcription factor B-3. Lineage: Eukaryota; Viridiplantae; Streptophyta; Magnoliopsida; Proteales; Proteaceae. Gene Ontology annotation, biological process: regulation of transcription by RNA polymerase II. The coding region runs from base 222 to 902 and encodes 226 amino acids. Gene Ontology annotation, molecular function: DNA-binding transcription factor activity; RNA polymerase II cis-regulatory region sequence-specific DNA binding. Gene Ontology annotation, cellular component: nucleus. The transcript is spliced from 2 exons. The record is from RefSeq and is a predicted model, not a curated record.